GUUGGUUAUCCCACAGCGAUACCUGGUCUGUCAGUAACCGGAUCUUCUCUAUGGUGAGAGCGGAACAGGAACAGGAAUUGACAGUAAGCGAAACGUGACAGGAGGGCAGCGUGACUUUUAGUACCCAAGCUAAGAACCUGCAUUUGCAAGAGAUGGCUUCUUAUACAUGCAUAUCGUGUAGGGUUGCUUUUGCAGACCCUGAUAUUCAGAGGGCCCAUUACAAAACUGACUGGCACAGAUACAACCUGAAAAGAAAAGUUGCUGACAUGCCUCCAGUCACUGCCGAGAAUUUCCAGGAGAGGGUGCUGGCACAGAGAGCUGUGGUAGAGGAACAAAGUAAAGAGACAGCUACUUACUGCACAGCUUGCAGCAAGAGAUUUGCUUCAUUUAAUGCUUAUGAAAAUCACCUGAAGUCCAAGAAACACUUGGAUUUGGAGAAGAAGGCUACUGACGCAAUUACAAAAAAAGUUGAGAUAAUGAAUGAAAAGAACCUAGAAAAGGGUCUUCGUCCAGAGAGUGUAGAUAGAGAUGCAAUGAACACAGCUAUUCAGCAAGCUAUUAAAGCACAGCCCUCUGUGUCUCCAAGAAAGCAGCCAGAUACUGCAUCUGGGAAAGUAAAUGAACAUGCUAAGACCCGGCCAGAAAAAACACCCAGGCAACAGUGGUAUGAAGAACAAGCCAAGAGACUGACAUUAGAGGAUACUGAACAUGAUUUAGUGGAGGAGAAUGAGGAGGAAGAAGCCUGGGAGGACAUGGAUUCAGCAGAAGAGGAUGAAGUGGAUAGUGAUGAGGAAAUAGAGCACAUGGAUGGAGCAGAGGGAGAGGCCAUCACUGCAAAUGAGAGUGAAUUGCCUGUAGGAACAAUUCCUGUCACAGAUUGCUUAUUCUGCUCACACCAUUCCCGCUCGCUGGUGAAAAAUGUAGCACACAUGACCAAAGUCCAUAGCUUCUUUAUUCCUGAUAUAGAAUAUCUCCAGGAUCUUCAUGGUCUUAUUAGGUACUUGGGUGAGAAGGUUGGUGUGGGGAAGAUUUGCCUCUGGUGUAACGAGAAGGGGAAGUCGUUUUACAGCACAGAAUCUGUUCAAGCUCACAUGAAUGACAAGAGCCACUGUAAACUCUUCACUGAUGGAGACGCAGCCCUUGAAUUUGCUGAUUUCUAUGAUUUUAGGUCCAGCUAUCCUGACCAUAAAGAAGGGGAAGAUAUAGAGAUGACUGAAAGAGAAGAAUCUGAUAAAAAUCUAGAAUAUGAUGAAGACACUAUGGAGUUGAUUCUGCCCUCAGGUUCUCGAAUAGGGCAUCGUUCACUGAUGAGAUAUUACAAGCAGAAAUUUGGAAUAACCAGGGAAGUGGUGGUUUAUAAAAACCAAAAAGCUGUGGGGCGUUUAUUGCAACAAUACAAGGCUCUAGGAUGGACAGGUGGAACUGGUUCUGUUGUUCAGCGUGAGCGUGAUAUGCAGUAUGUGCAAAGGAUGAAGUCCAAAUGGAUGCUGAAAACUGGAAUCAGUAAUAAUGCAACAAAGCAGAUGCACUACAGGCCACAAGUCAGAUUUUGAUGUUGCGAUGAUCCUGAGAAUGAUUAUGUGGUUGAACUGAUACACACUUUCAUGUGCUUUAAAACAUGACAGCUGCUACAACUUCAUGACUUGGCCUAAUGGCUUUUAUUGCUGAUAUGGUUGGACUGAAUAAAAGAUUAUCAAUCAGAAGUAUUUUUCAGCCCAGCCAUUAGACCCAGUAGUUGCUAUAAGGAUGCAGUGAAAAUCGGGAUGUUAAAGGUGAAUACGAUAUAAUGAUAGUGUAGGAAUCAGUUGUAACAUUUCACCAUCAGUGUCGUUUAUUACAAAGAUAUUUUUAAAUAGUUAAAUUGUUUGAGAUUCUAAAAUAAACAGAACAUGGAGUAAGAUACUUUAAUGCAUUCAAUAACAUAUAAUGGCUAAACCUAUCAUAUUAGAGGUAGAAAUAUCAUUACAUUAUUUAGCCUUUUAUUAGACAUUCUACAGAAUAUCUAGCCCUGCACAGCGGAAGAUGGUUUGACAUUUGUAUAUGAUGAGAGCUGGGAAUAUUAACAUCAAUCGUACUUAAAUUUCAAGCUGAUAAAAAAUUUAAUUUUGAAACAUUAACAAAGGUAUAUUGUAAUUCUCUAUUUUUCUUUGUUUCUGAAUAUUUUGAAAGGUAUUAAACCCUAUUUUCAGUCAUUUACACCAAGAAAGUAAUUUUCUUUUGUUUUAAAUGUCCUUCUGUGAAAAAGUUGAUAAGACCAAACUUCAGGCACUUCCCACAGAGUACUAUUCGCCAAGGGAAUGUCACAUAUGCACGGUCUUUACCUGAAAACACAGACAUCCCUUGAUACAGGUAACAGUUGAUUACGUGUACCCUAUUCAAUUAUUACUAUUAAUGGGAAGCAGUCUUAUCCAAUUACCUUUGUUUUUGUAAUAAAAUGUUGUGAGAGUUUUAA
Messenger RNA from Xenopus tropicalis (tropical clawed frog), 2452 nucleotides. It is a transcript of the gene znf622, whose product is annotated as zinc finger protein 622. Gene Ontology annotation, biological process: ribosomal large subunit biogenesis. Gene Ontology annotation, molecular function: nucleic acid binding; zinc ion binding. NCBI's taxonomy places the organism in Eukaryota, Metazoa, Chordata, Amphibia, Anura, Pipidae. The transcript is spliced from 7 exons. The record is from RefSeq and is a predicted model, not a curated record. Bases 153 to 1553 code for a protein of 466 amino acids. Gene Ontology annotation, cellular component: nucleus; cytoplasm.